AUGGUUACUGCUUCGUACGCCUUCUUUGAGGCCCUUGUUGAGGCCGGGGUAACUCAUUGCUUCGUUAACUUAGGAUCGGAUCAUCCUUCUAUUCUAGAAGCUUUGAUUACGCUUAAAAGGGAGAACAAGGGUCCAGAAGUUAUAACAUGUCCAAACGAAAUGGUAGCCCUCUCCAUGGCCGAUGGAUAUGCCCGUCUAACCGGCAAACCACAAUGUGUAAUCGUACACGUCGAUGUAGGAACCCAAGGAUUGGGAGCAGCGGUUCAUAAUGCCUCAUGCGGACGGGCACCCGUUCUUAUAUUUGCCGGUCUAUCUCCCUACACAAUUGAAGGAGAAAUGCGCGGAUCGCGAACAGAAUAUAUCCAUUGGAUUCAAGAUGUACCCAACCAAGCUGAGAUUGUCAGACAAUAUUGUCGAUACUCAAUGGAGAUUAAGACGGGGAAGAAUAUUAAACAAAUGGUUAAUAGGGCUCUUCAAUGGGCUACUAGUGCUCCUGCUGGACCAGUAUAUCUGUAUUCAGCAAGAGAAGUCAUGGAAGAGGAAAUUGAUGAUUAUGAUCUGGUUCAGGAACAUUGGAAUGCAGUGGAGCCAGCUGCACUUUCUGAGAGUUCAGUUGCUACGAUUUCUGAAGCAUUGGUCAAUGCAAAGGAGCCAUUGAUUAUCACUGGCUAUAGUGGUCGAAAUCAUAAGGCAGUAGGAGCUCUUGUCGAAUUGGCGGAUACAGUUAAAGGUCUUCGUGUUCUGGAUACUGGUGGAAGUGAUAUGUGCUUUCCAGCUGAUCAUCGUGCUUGGCUGGGAUUGAGAUACGGCAGUGACAAGGCCAUUGAAACUGCCGACGUCAUUGUUGUCAUUGACUGCGAUGUACCCUGGGUUAACACUUUAUGUCAUCCUUCAAAAUCAGCCAAGAUAUUCCAUAUCGAUGUUGACCCACUCAAACAACAAAUGCCAGUAUUUUAUCUCGCCGCGCUUUCUCGUUACAGAGCUGAUAGUUACACAUCCAUAAGCCAACUCACAAAAUACAUAAAAAAUGCUAGUGACUUUGCCAACAAACUUUCCUCCUCGCCAUACACGGAUCGAUGGGAGGCUCUCGCUACAGAUCACACCAAGCGCCUUAAGACUAUAAACGCUGCUUCAUCAAAAGUCUUUGAAGAUGAUUCCUUCGGCACCGGUUACCUCUGUCAACAACUACGCAAGAUCGUACCUACUGACACAAUCUUCGCUAUCGAAGCCGUAACCAACACCGUAUUCGUAGCAGACAAUAUUCAAGCUACUCUCCCCGGUUCUUGGAUCAACUGUGGAGGAGGAGGAUUAGGAUGGUCUGGUGGCGGAGCUUUAGGUAUUAAAUUAGCAUCUGAGAUUGAGAAUGGGAAAGGAAAGGGAAAGUUUGUCGUCCAGAUUGUUGGAGACGGAACAUUUUUAUUCUCGGUUCCAGGAAGUGUUUAUUGGAUUUGUCAAAGAUAUGGCAUUCCAGUUCUAACCAUUGUUUUGAAUAACAAGGGUUGGCACGCACCAAAACGAUCUCUCAUGCUAGUUCACCCCGAUGGUAUCGGAUCCAAAGCCACUAACGAAGAAUUGAACAUAUCAUUCGCACCACAAGUCCCAGAUUACGCGGGAAUCGCUCGAGCCGCAUCUGGAAACAGCAUAAUGGCCGAAAAGAUUUCGAAAGCUAGUGAGAUCGAGAAGGUCUUACUGAAGGCUGUGGAAAGUGUUAAGGGGGGUACCACCGCGGUGAUUGAUGCGGUUGUUGUGCCUGGUUGUUAG
Molecule: messenger RNA, 1761 nt
Organism: Botrytis byssoidea
Lineage: Eukaryota; Fungi; Ascomycota; Leotiomycetes; Helotiales; Sclerotiniaceae
Exons: 8
Coding region: 1-1761 (586 amino acids)
Biological process (GO): L-valine biosynthetic process
Cellular component (GO): mitochondrion; acetolactate synthase complex
Molecular function (GO): magnesium ion binding; acetolactate synthase activity; flavin adenine dinucleotide binding
Source: RefSeq, a predicted model, not a curated record